Molecule: messenger RNA, 3015 nt
Organism: Polistes dominula (European paper wasp)
Lineage: Eukaryota; Metazoa; Arthropoda; Insecta; Hymenoptera; Vespidae
Gene: stau
Product: double-stranded RNA-binding protein Staufen
Biological process (GO): anterograde dendritic transport of messenger ribonucleoprotein complex; germ cell development; intracellular mRNA localization
Cellular component (GO): plasma membrane; neuronal cell body; cytoplasmic stress granule
Molecular function (GO): double-stranded RNA binding; mRNA binding
Source: RefSeq, a predicted model, not a curated record
AAAGAGGGGUGGUCUCUAACAGGAAGAAUAAGAAAACGUUGGUCGACAGUCUCUUACUAAGAUGGCCGCAUUUUAAUCGCAGACUGAUUUUCUUUGUUGUUUGCCAAUUGCUGUGCAAAGGGCCUGGGAGUGUUCAAUAAAAUAACACGGUCUGUUUCGACCUAUAUUUCAUUGUUAAUACAAGAACAACUGUUAUCGUGAAGUAUAAUAAAUAUUUGAUUUUUACAAGAUGUUACGCCACCAACACCAUUCAAUGCCAAAUCAACUUAGAGAUCACAAUAGAAUGGGAGGACCAAUGCGCCCUAUGCAGCAGGCUAGUAUGGCCCCUUUACAUCAGCCGCAGCAUCCAAUACCGCAUCGGAAUCCACAUCAACAAAUACUGCCCAUGCCCCCCCAUCAACAACAUUUACAUCACAUGCAGCAUCAUGGACCACCACCGCAUGGAAAUCCACGACAACCAGUGUUGAUGAGUAUGAAUGCACACAAUUCCAACGUCUUUUAUCCAGGUACUAUGGUCAGCGUUAGUUUAAAGGAUCAAACAAACACAGUCUCCGUGACCCUUCAAAAUCCAAAUAUUCCACAAACGCAAUUUCAGCAACAGAGUAAUACGCAGCAUCAACAGCAACAACAACAACAACAACAGCAACAACAAAUCAUGGAACAAUCUAAAUCAUCUACGAACAAGGGUAGUAACGGAGAGACAAGGGAUCAUAGUCCAUCGCAACAAAAUCAUGCCAACGUGAAUAAUCCAGCUUUGGCAAACAUGAAAGAAAAAACACCAAUGUGCUUGUUAAAUGAAUUAGCAAGAUUUAAUAAAAUUCAACAUCAAUACAGACUGACCAAUGAAGAAGGACCGGCGCACAAAAAAAGAUUCACCGUAACGUUAAAACUUGGCGAAGAAGAGUACGUGGCGGAUGGACCUAGCAUAAAGAAAGCUCAACACAGCGCAGCUGCUGAAGCAUUAAGAAAAACGUGGUAUAGACAACCUCCGCUAAAACCUACUAAAGCAUUGAGAAUUGGUUAUCCCGGGAAGUGUUCACCUGGUUCAGGAAACGUACCAGCAACAGUAGAAUUAAAUGCAUUGGCAAUGAAAAGAGGAGAACCUACAGUUUAUACCUUCAGACAAGCACCGCCAGCAGGAUUGCAACCAUUAGUUACGUAUAGUUUUGCCAAUUAUCCGCGAUUAUUACAUUCCAGUUUACCUCCUAAUCAUGGAUACCAUGCUGAAACUACACCACCAAUGAUGUAUAUUGUUACGUUAAAGGUCGGCGAGCGAGAAUUUACUGGUCGAGGUGUGACAGGCCAAUUGGCACGACAUGACGCAGCGAAAAGAGCAUUGGAACAAUUACGUCAAUUACCUUUACCAGAAGAGGUAUCAACUAAUUGUACCAAUAGCAAUGGAACAUUAACCGGAAUUGAUGAUCCUAAUGCAGAUUUAAAAAGUCCUGUCUCCUUAGUUCACGAGACUGCAUUGAAACGUGGUCUAUCCGUUAGUUUCGAAGUUGUAUCAGAAAGUGGUAAACCUCAUAUUCGUGUAUUUGUAACUAAGUGUACCGUAGGAGAUAAAUCCACUGUCGGAGAAGGAUCUUCAAAAAAAGUUUCAAAAAAACGAGCAGCAGAAUUAAUGUUAGAAGAAUUAAAACGUCUUCCACCGCUACUGGUAAAUGUUCAAAAUCGAUUGUCGAACGUGAAACGUAAGCCUCCAGCUACGAAAAAAAAAUCGAGAAAUUUAAUAAAGGUUUAUCAAGAUCCACGGGCUGAAUCGGACGCCGUGGAUGAACUUAAUCCGGUUUCACGACUUGUUCAUAUUCAACAAGCCAAACGAGAAAGAGAACCUGUUUAUAAUCUUAUAGAAGAAAAGGGUGCUCCCCGACGUAGAGAAUUUAUAAUAGAAGUGACGACAGGAACAAAUUCAGCUUGCGGAUAUGGUCCUAAUAAAAAAUUAGCAAAAAGAGCGGCUGCAGAAGCUCUUUUAGCUAAGUUAGGUUAUAGCAAACCACAGCCACAACCAACUAAACCAUCAAUUAAAACUGGAGAAUCGGAAAAUACCGAAAGCAAACCAAGAAAAGUAACUUUCCUUGAAGAUGAUCAAGUUAAUGAAACUCAAAGUCAUCCUGUUGGAGGUACCAUCGGACGUCAAUUAGUGCCUGGCUUGUUAUUGGUUGACGGUGGUCAAGAAUCUAAAGUAGGUAAUGGACCUAGCGUUCAAGUGAUCGCUGAAGAAUUACGGGGACAACAACAAAAUUCCGGAAUAUCGCCGAAAGAUCAGUUAAAAUAUUUAGCCCAAUUAUUUAAUUUCAAUGUUGAAUUUAGUGACUUCCCUAAGGGUGGGUCAAUACACAAGGAAUAUUUAUCACUUGUAACAUUAAGCACGGAUCCACCACAAGUGUGUCAUGGUAAUGGUCCAACAGCGAACGCAAGUCGUAAUCAAGCAGCAUUAACAGCUUUACGCACGUUAAGUAAGUUAGGUCUUGAUAAUGCUUCUAAUUCACAAUCUAAAAAAGACAAAGGUGCGUCCGGAGAUGGAAUACAUAUUAGUAUUCAGGUCAAAAAUAAUAUUAUGGAUGGAAAUAUCGAUAAAUAAUUAUCAUCUGCUAUUUAAAAAUUCAAUAUGUAGGAUUGAUUAUAUUAUUAUUGCUUUGAGGCACUGUACAAGGAACAACUAAUAUUCUAACUUCUUUGUUUUUAAUUAUACAGGCUAAUUCAGCAGUUCUUGUCAUCUAAAUAGCUCCAAAAGUGGUAAAAAGAAAACAAGAAAAUUGUAUGAAAAAAUUCACGACUACAACAUGACAUUAGUGUUUUUUUGUUAGGUUUCUAGGUUCAGUCAAUUUUGUUUUUUUAAAUACAAUUUUUCAUACUUUUGGAGCUAUUUAGGUGGCAAGAGGUGCUGAAUAAUCCAUCCUGUAUUAUAAUUAUUGUGUUCUUUUUUUUUUUCAAAAAGACAAGAUCUGUCUGGAAUCUUUUCGACUGUUAAAAAGUAAUUUUGAUCACUAUUGUACGAUAAUAUACAUGUAA